This is a messenger RNA of Aedes aegypti (yellow fever mosquito), 786 nucleotides long. RefSeq names its product cuticle protein 67. The record is from RefSeq and is a predicted model, not a curated record. NCBI's taxonomy places the organism in Eukaryota, Metazoa, Arthropoda, Insecta, Diptera, Culicidae. Bases 88 to 549 code for a protein of 153 amino acids. The transcript is spliced from 2 exons.
AAUAAAGUUAUCAGUUGAUAGUUGCACUUUCGUGUAGUCAAAUACUCUUAAGUUAUUUAUUUAUUUCUCAAAAAAAACCCGCUCAAAAUGUUCAAAUUCGUCGUUUUCGCUGCCGCCGUCGCCGUGUGCCAGGCCGCUUACUCGCUGAACCCAGCUGGGCCAACCUACGCCGGAAUCCACACCCCAGCCAUCACCAGCCAGCAGUCGAACAUCCUCCGUACCUACGGUAACCUGGGCCAGAUCUCGACCCACUCCAAGACCAUCGACACCCCAUACUCGUCGGUGAGCAAGUCCGAUGUCCGCAUCAGCAACCCAGGACUGGCCGUUGGACACGUUGCCGCUGCCUACCCCGGAGCUUACCACGCCCCAGCUGCCUACGCUGCCCCAGCUUACGCCCACGCUGCUUAUGCCCACCCAGCCGUCUAUGGUGCCCCAGCUGUCAAGGCCGUUGCCGCCGCUCCAGCUCUGCUGGGAGUUGCCUACUCUGCUGCCCCAACCGUCGCUCACAUGACCUACAGCAACGGACUCGGAAUCAACUACGCCUGGUAAGAAGGGACAUCUGCCCCCAACCCAACUCAACGCUAUCGGCAAACGGACCACAGCGAACAUCUCGGGAAUUACAACAACUCUAAGUCACUCACAAUCAACCAACCAACCACACAGUCAACGGAACCGGGGAACGUAAAAUGCCAUCUUUGACCAUCUUGGGCGUUCCUCCUCACACGCAACUUUUGUGAUAAGAACAACGAUGUUAAACGACGGGUAAACAAAGAAAAUGAAAAACAU